Molecule: messenger RNA, 2037 nt
Organism: Pseudovirgaria hyperparasitica
Lineage: Eukaryota; Fungi; Ascomycota; Dothideomycetes; Acrospermales; Acrospermaceae
Product: p53-like transcription factor
Exons: 3
Coding region: 260-1969 (569 amino acids)
Biological process (GO): meiotic cell cycle; positive regulation of transcription by RNA polymerase II
Cellular component (GO): nuclear chromosome
Molecular function (GO): DNA binding; DNA-binding transcription factor activity
Source: RefSeq, a predicted model, not a curated record
CAAUCUGUCCCACCCUCUUACUUUUGCCUUCUUUCACGCCGGACCACCGCCGCCCAUCUCAGACUCGAACAACAACUCGGCUUCCAUCUCGACCAGCCCCAGCUCAAACACCUCCUCCUCCCUGCUCUCCCUCUACCCGACCACCACCUCCACCUCUCUAUACCAGCAGGCAAACCACCAGGGUCUGUCAGUCUCGACUCCGCAGGUGCCGCAGCUUUUCCCCUCCUCUGCUGCUGCCUACCACCCCGGCUUUGCGGGCAUGUCCACUAUCAGACAGAGGGGUACUACCUCCAUGUCCGACUAUUCGUCAAAUACUGCCAUGCUGCCCCCGACACGCUCACCUGGAAUCGGCAAUCAGCUAUCGCCAUCUUUUGGUGCGACUACUCAUCGUGACAACUACACGACUGCUGCACCACCACCCUAUCUUCACCGCCAUCCGCAUUCUCCUCGCUCACAUCAUCUCUACAACACCAACAACAACAACAACAACAACAACAACAACAACAAUUCCAUUCCGGAUAUCCCGCGAAGCGUCCUGCCCGCCGCCAUGCCUCUCUCCCCGCAGUCUGCCUCCCAUUACACCUCCACCCACGCCAUGCUCGCUUACACCAACCCGCAUGACCGACAUGAGACGCCGCCCUUUGAAGACCAGCAGAACUUUCAUGACAUUCGCACCGAAAACGACGCAAUUGUCUCGGCAAAGAUUGACGCCAAGAUCGAAAAGGGCUUCUUCAUGUCGGGCGAUCGCGUGUGGACCUGCUACAGACGCAACUACUUUUCCGUGCAGUCGUCAUACUCCCUCAACCCGCAUCUCCCAAACGAGCGUCUCUACAUCUCGCGCAACGGCAAGAUGGAGCAAAUACAGGCCCUGGCAAUGUCUCUGUCUGCCGCCGUCGACGGGCCCACCGGCAAGAUCAUCGAGCUGAUACAGCAUACCCCAAAGCGGGACAAGGGGCCGCAGCUGCCCAUUGCAAAAGAGAAGCUUCUGCCGGCCCCGCCGGGCAAGAUACCGGGAGAGACGCACGGCUAUCCCUUGACCUCCUUUCACAACCCGAACCCGAUGGCCUCGCCCUUUCUGCCUCUGCAGCAAGAGGCCGAUCCGAGCAACUCCUCCUCGGUGCCUUCGUCUGGCCAUUCACACAAUGCCUACGCCCACACCUUUGAGCGCAUCCAGUUCAAGUCUGCCACCGCCAACAACGGCAAGAGGAGGGCCCAGCAGCAAUACUACCACCUCAUUGUGGAACUGUGGGCCGACGUACGGAGGACGGGCGAGCAAAAGCCCACCUGGCUGAAGCUUGCCCAUCGUGUCUCUGCCGCCGUCGUCGUGCGUGGUCGCUCUCCGAGUCACUACUCGAAUGAGGGACCCAGUACCAGCGGCACUUCACGUCAAGGAGGGCAUGGUAGCAGUGGCGCUCCCGGUGGUGGUGGUGGUGGUGGUUAUGCAGGCUAUGGCGGCGGCGGCGGCGGCGGAAGUCUUGGCCUUGGUCGAUCGCUGAAUACUGGUUUUGCAAACCUUUUGGGUGGUGGUGGUGGUGGCAGCACGUAUGGUGGUGGUGGCGCCUACAGAGCACCAGGCCAGUACGCCUCCUCGCACAACCCAAGUCCGGUUGGCAGCAACUCCGUGAGCAGUGCGAGCUCCAUCAGUGCCGGGCCCGGCGACGGUGGUGUCGACCACCACAUGGAGGACGUCGAGAACAAGCCCUCGGACGGCUAUGAUGGCUACCAGUACUACCCUGGUCCUCUGUACGAUGCCGGCCUACAAGAAGACCCCCAAGCAAAGCCGCCGCCGCCCUCCCAGACACAGCAUCAGUACGACGAGGCAAGAAAAGUCAAGGAAGAGUAUAACACGCACAGCUUUGCUACCACUACUACGAACAACAACUGGCAAGGUGGAGGCUGUGGUAAAUACGUCGGUGUGGAAUCCAGCCGGGGAUACUACCCUGACCUGCAAGUCCACAACGCCUACUGAUGCCGGCUUGAUGUCCAUCUAUUGUCUCAUCACCAUCAUCAUCAUCAUCAUCAUCUUCUUCUUCUUCU